AUGUCUCCGGUGACUCCUACCGAAAAGUCACCGGAUGAAAAUGGCUCUCGUCGUGGUGAAAUACCUCCCGACCAGAGUAGAGUGAUAGAUGCGCAACCUAGGGGCGAUGAUUCUGACUUCCCCGCUGGAGGGAGCGAUAUCCCUUCAUCUCUCAAUUGCGGUGAAGCCGAAUCCGCCAUAGGCAUUGCUCGAAGAAUCUGUCAGCUUGGCAGCCAUACCAUUGAUGAACAAACCACAUCCGCCAUACCCGGCUACCAGGCCAGCACAGGUGGCUCCAUGGCAAAUCCAGCAAUGGGUCAGCGCAUUCCGAUAUCUUCCAUCUUGCGCCAGCCUUUCCCUCCAAUGGAGCAUGUAUACAGUCUGUUGGAAGAUUAUUUUGAUGCCGUACACUGGUUUUCUCUCGCCAUUUACGAGACAAAAUUCAGAAAGAGCCUCCUUUCUAUCGCGGAUGGUUCUGCACACCCCUCGCAACGACCGUUUCUCGUACUGUUAGCCAUGAUGCUUGCAAUGGCAUCGUGGUACCGAUCCCAGAGGGGUUGCACCGAUCCCUCCGACAACAGCAAUGAUAUGAAGAAAUUGAGUGCAGACUUGUUGGGGCUGGUUGAAUCAAACCUAGUGGAAUUGAUGGAUCAACCUUCAGUCACCUCGGCCCAGACCUGCAUCCUCUUAGGAUCACAUCACGUCUACCACGGCCGUCCAAAUCUCUCCUUUUCUUUAUUAGGAGCGACUAUAAAAAUGGCCCAGUCUUUAGGAAUGCAUCGGGGACUUCAAAGGGGGGAUUUCGAAGAUAUUGAGGAAAGGAAAAGAGUCUGGUGGACGAUUUACACAUGGGACAGGUUUGCGUCAAUUACCUAUGGCCGGCCCUUGGGUAUCAACGACAAGGAUUGCAAUCUUGACAUGCCAGCGGAUGUGUUUGAGAACCCGAAUUUUGUUGCCCCAGCCUCCGGGGAGGCGAGCCCCAUAUGCUAUUCAACUUACCAGAGGGAGCUGAACCAGCUCUACUUGAUUGCAUCGCCUGCUCUUAAGACUGUUUUCGGCUCCCGUACUCUCAGGACGUCCGAACAGCUAAAUGGUGACACAUAUUUUACACUAGUCAGGCACGUCACUGAGAACCUCCAAAAAUGGCGAUCCUGCCUACCGAGCCAUUUGGCUUUGGAUCUUAAUCGGGACUUCGAUCCCGAUAAUAGGCCAAGCUUGAGGGCAUACGCUCUACAGUCGCUGUCACUACAAUUGACUUACGACAAUGUUCUCAUUGUACUGCAUCGACCUUUGUUGGCACGGCAAGUUGAUCAUCUCUAUACCGUGAACAAGCAAUCACCAGAGGAAGGCAGAGCAGAUAACAUAAUUUAUAAUCCGACCACUGCUCCCUCCGUUCCUCAGUCGCACUUAUCUCCCGACUCCGCAUUUCCCAAUACCCAGACCACAAGUUCGGAUCUAUGGAUGAAUGCCGCAACAAGAACAUCGAGGGUGACAGAACUACCGGCUCUCGCCCAGCUCGCCACCGACAGUCAUCUCUGCGCAUUUCUUGCCAUCAACCUUUUUAAUGCCGCGAUUGUGUUAGCUGUGAUGGCUCUCUCGGAGCCUCUUUCCGAUACCGCGCAGGAAGUGAAGCGAACGAUUACUCGCAUUCUUCGUCUGGAAGAUCUGCUCGGAAGACGGUCUGCACUGUCGAAGCAGAGCACGGCUGUGCUGAAGAAUGUUGUCAUCAUGCUCCUCCGUCGUGAAUCAACUGCCAUGCUUGCCCCCAUUACCGCAACAAGUCAAGUAAUGGGUCACCAGCCUUUACAAACCCUGGCGGAUCCGUCAUUGAUUUCUGUUGAAGAUACGCUUCGGAUGCCGCUCGAUGCGACAUGGGAUUCUCGCAAUCCUCUUGCUAGAGACCAACGUCUGCCGGACCUCAGCAGAGCUGACCGUCUGAAUAAUAGCUUGACAUCUGUCCAAUAUGCCUUGGGUCCAGGGGAUCGCUCUGCUGGCAUUCCUACUGGCGGAGAUAACAUUCAACUUGGUGAAUUUGUUGAGCCAGGCAUACAGACACACGAAACAUGGCAGCUGCCAGCAGAAUAUGAUUGGAACAUGCCUGGUCUAUCUCGGGAACCUGUCGAAAACAAUCACCAGGAUAGUGUUGAAGGCGGGUUGUAUUGGUUAUGGGACAUGACGUGGAAUGAAGUUGGAGGGUAA
Molecule: messenger RNA, 2178 nt
Organism: Penicillium crustosum
Lineage: Eukaryota; Fungi; Ascomycota; Eurotiomycetes; Eurotiales; Aspergillaceae
Product: fungal specific transcription factor domain-containing protein
Exons: 2
Coding region: 1-2178 (725 amino acids)
Biological process (GO): DNA-templated transcription
Molecular function (GO): DNA binding; zinc ion binding
Source: RefSeq, a predicted model, not a curated record